This is a messenger RNA of Musa acuminata AAA Group (dessert banana), 1220 nucleotides long. Its product is annotated as protein ASYMMETRIC LEAVES 2-like. The coding region runs from base 212 to 952 and encodes 246 amino acids. The transcript has 3 exons. The record is from RefSeq and is a predicted model, not a curated record. Lineage: Eukaryota; Viridiplantae; Streptophyta; Magnoliopsida; Zingiberales; Musaceae.
UCCACCAUCUUUUGGUGCAUCCUCUCUCUCUCUCUCUCUCGACACCCCGUUUUAUCUGUUCUUCCAACUCGCUUUUGCACACCCUCCAUCUGCUGUUGCCUCUUAAUCCCACGACUUCGACAGGGAGGCAAAAAAGGAGGAACAGCCGCGAGCGGAGGGCGGGGCCGAGCAUUUGCGGGGAUCAAAAGAUCAAGAGUUCUGCUUGCGGACGAUGGCGUCUUCGUCGGCCCAGGUCCCGCUCUCGUCCUCCUCGGCGUCCGCAUCGCCGUCGGCGACGAGCUCGCCGUGCGCCGCCUGCAAGUUCCUCCGCCGCAAGUGCCAGCCCGACUGCGUGUUCGCGCCCUACUUCCCGCCGGACCAGCCGCAGAAGUUCGUGCACGUGCACCGUGUCUUCGGCGCCAGCAACGUCACCAAGCUCCUCAACGAGCUGCACCCUUACCAGCGCGAGGACGCCGUCAACUCGCUCGCGUACGAGGCCGACAUGCGGCUCCGAGACCCCGUCUACGGGUGCGUCGGCGUCAUCUCCAUCCUCCAGCACCAGCUGCGGCAGCUCCAGAUGGACCUCUCCUUCGCCAAGUCCGAGCUCUCCAAGUACCAGUCCGCUGCAGCCGUGGCCGCGGCCGCCGCGGCUUCCACCACCGGCCUCGGUGCAACGACCCCAGCGGCCGCCGCCGCCAGGGGGCAUGGCUACAUCGUACCCGGGUUCGGGUUGGGGCGGGAUCAGUGCUUCCCGGCUGCUGCGAGGGAUCCAAGCCACAGCCAGCAGAUGAUGAUGAGGAACUACGACGCAGAUCUGGCGGCGAGGCUGGGUGCCAACGGCGCAUACGAUGCAGGGCUGGCGGCUGCGGCCAUGAACGCGACGACGGCGGCCACGAUUGGGCUGUUCGGUGGGCAGUUCCCCAGACCCAGCGCGGCCGGCGGGGAUGAGCGAUCAGGCAUCGGUCCUUUGUAGAGACCUCAAGCAGGUCAAAGAACUGGAGAACAAUGAAACUGAGGUAGAAGCAUAUCCUGGGAGUCUUAGCUUUUGACAACCAGUCAAAACUACAAAGAAAAGUUGUGGCUUCCUUCCUUCAACGCAAAGUCGGACCAUUUCUAUCGCUUGAUCCUGAUAUGUAACAAUGCUAGUCUUUCUAUGAUCUCCUGUUGCAGUUUCCUGACUUUUGGAUACUGAUACAUCAAUUUUUAUUGCACUGUUCUUAAUUAGAUAACCAAAUUGUUAC